UCUUUUACCCACCGUACCCACUCCCCCUAUGCCGACGACUCCCUCCGCUGAUGACUCCCUCCCCCGACGAUUCCCUCCGCCGCCGACACCCUCCGCUGACGACUCCCUCCGCCGACUCCCUCUCCUGCAAUGGUGACACGAGGGGAGGAUGCCACCGUUGGCCACGCUCUGCCAUGGCUGGCUUGGAAGGUUUCGAGUUCUUCGAGAUCAUAAUUGAUAAACCUUGCAGAUUGCAAGUAUAUACAAGACGAGAUCUCCCCUUCACCAUCUCUUUAUCAUCUACUGUCUAGUGCUUGAUGCGUUCAAUUUGCCACUGCUUGACCGUCGCUACAGAGGUUGUGUGACAGUUUGCGAAGAUGCUUGACGACCGUGAGCCCCCAAAAGUGAAGUUGUGGGAGUCCGGCAGUGGGCAUCACAGGCUAUGGGAUGUGCUGGUGGUGUUUGACACCAACGGCCACAUGUACCUAUGGUGCGAAUGGGAGCAUUUCUCCCGCGCCCAUGACCUGCAGCUCGGGCACUUACUUGUCUUCCGCUACGAUGGCGAACUUGUGCUCACCGCGAAGGUAUUUGACGGGACCAUGUGCCGCAGGCACUACCAACAUGACGACGAUCCCAGCAAUGGGAGCUACAGCGGGGAUGAAGAGGAGCAGAGUGAGGAAGAAGAGGAGUAGAGUGGGGAAGAAGAGGAGCAGAGUGGGGAAGAA
Hordeum vulgare subsp. vulgare (domesticated barley) is the source of this 704-nucleotide messenger RNA. Its product is annotated as B3 domain-containing protein Os03g0212300-like. The record is from RefSeq and is a predicted model, not a curated record. The transcript is spliced from 3 exons. Lineage: Eukaryota; Viridiplantae; Streptophyta; Magnoliopsida; Poales; Poaceae. The coding region runs from base 357 to 671 and encodes 104 amino acids. Gene Ontology annotation, molecular function: DNA binding.